Molecule: messenger RNA, 1575 nt
Organism: Syngnathus acus (greater pipefish)
Lineage: Eukaryota; Metazoa; Chordata; Actinopteri; Syngnathiformes; Syngnathidae
Gene: ranbp1
Product: RAN binding protein 1
Exons: 6
Coding region: 1-585 (194 amino acids)
Biological process (GO): nucleocytoplasmic transport; positive regulation of mitotic centrosome separation
Cellular component (GO): nuclear pore; cytoplasm; centrosome
Molecular function (GO): GTPase activator activity
Source: RefSeq, a predicted model, not a curated record
AUGGCUGACCCAAAGGACCAAGAAGAGCACGAAACCACUGCAGAAAUUCCAGAAGACACCAAUCAUGACCCUCAGUUUGAACCAAUCGUGAACCUUCCUGAGCAGGAAGUGAAAACGUUAGAAGAAGAUGAAGAGGAACUUUUCAAAAUGCGAGCUAAGCUCUACCGGUUUGCCUCUGAAAUUGAGCCCCCUGAGUGGAAGGAGAGAGGCACUGGUGAUGUCAAGCUGCUCAGACACAAAGACAAGGGCACAAUCCGCCUUCUGAUGAGGAGAGAUCGUACUUUGAAGCUUUGUGCCAAUCAUCAGAUUGUACCAAUGAUGGAGCUGAAGCCCAACGCUGGCAGCGACAGAGCCUGGGUGUGGAACACACUAGCAGAUUAUGCUGAUGAAGAACCCAAACCUGAACUUCUGGCCAUCCGGUUUUUAAAUGCAGAAAAUGCGCAGAAGUUCAAAGUGAAGUUUGAUGAAUGCAAAGGUGUGGUCAAAAACAAAGAUGGAUCAGACAACGCUGAUAGUGCAAUCAAAGUGGUGGAGAAACUGGAAGAGCUCUCGGUAAAGGACAAGAACGAAGGUGAAAAAGACUGAGAAGAAGAGGAGACCAAGCAGGUGAAGGCUGAGGAAAAGAAUUGAGAAGCAAGAACUUUCUGUACCGGUCUUCAAUUGAACCGUUUUCCUCUUUUUCUACAAUAGACUCUAAGUGAACUGAAUUUGGACACUUGACAUAUUAGUUUUUUUAAUGAUCCGUUUUGCCUCACAAGUCCUUAAUACCACUUUGAACAAACAAGUAAAAUAAUCAAAGUAUGAAAAUGAAGCCACCUUUCUUCUGACCCCUUAUCUUGGAAUGCCACACUUUUCAAUUAUGCUCAUCAACACUUUAAUGUUACUUGUGACAAACUGUGAAGAGGCUUGUGAUAGAGAUGAUUCCCACAUUGGGGUAUUUAGGAUUUUUGGUUUUUUAUUAUUAUUUUUGUGAGGAAGAGGGUUAUGUAGCCUGCUUGUUAGCAGCACAGGGUCAGGGACCAGGCAUAGAAGAGCAUUAUCUGUUACAUCCCAUGAUGCAUUUCAACGGGCUUUCUUGACCUGUUCAUGCUUUUGCUGUUCCUGGCAUCAAGUAAAUAAAUUUUUUGUCAGUGGAGACAUGUAGAAGUUUUUUCCCCCGCUCAGGCCCAUUGUGACAUCAUAUUAAUGUGGGGCCAAUCAGCAUAGGGUCACUGCAGUUUAGGGCCAUCAGAUGCACUUAGCCUAAAUGUCAUUUUGUUUCAAACAUCUGAACGUUAGUAAGUCCAAAGUCAACGGUUUGUCAGUUUGCCAUAGCGCUACUCCAACUGAAGUUUCUCAUCACCAGGAAUUCUCUCUGUAACAUUCCCAGAUUACUUCAGGCAUGUGAAAUCUGUCCCCAGCCAUCCUUCCUGCUCACCUCUAUUUCUUCUCCCCAACCAUUUCUGAACCUCAAAAAUGCAUCCAAGUGCCAGUGCAUCUGUAAAUACUUGUACAUGGAUGAAAUGUUGCUUCUCAUUUGCACUCAAAAUGAUUGGAAAUGUUUCUUCCAGCUUUGAAUAAAACACUGUCAACCAC